This is a messenger RNA of Marchantia polymorpha subsp. ruderalis, 862 nucleotides long. The record is from the annotation of a GenBank genome assembly. NCBI's taxonomy places the organism in Eukaryota, Viridiplantae, Streptophyta, Marchantiopsida, Marchantiales, Marchantiaceae.
CGAGAUCUAGACUAGAACCUCACAGUCGGGCAUGGUGGUAGUAGUAGUAGUAGUAGAAGAAGAAGAAGAAGAAGAAGAAGACGAAGAAGUAGAAGUACACCAUGAGUGUGCACCUUCCGAUCGAACCAGAAGGGCGGGUCAAGCGACUAGCACCAGCCGUCACAAUCGGGUAGAGCCUUUGAAUUCCGAGCAUUUCCACAAAUCUGUCCCAUAGGCAUCAUAUCCGGGACUCAAACUAGUUCCCCAAACUACGUGAGACGCGAAUUCCAGCAAUGCCCAGGACUAACUGCACAGAAUCAACAAAAAAUCACAAAAUCAACCCAUCAUAUCAUCAUGGACAACAAAAUCAACCCGACCCGUCGACUCCCAUUCACACUGCUCGGAAAUAACGACAAGCUGUGCAGCGCAGUCAGGCUCGCUGACAAACGUCAAGAUUUGUCAAAAAAAAGCCGAGCCAAUCGUCCCGGACUGACUUGCAGAUUCCAAGAUGCUACACUGUGCGGAUCCACCGUCGCUCUCACAUCAUCCUGAACAGACUGCAAGCUUCGAACCCGAGCCAUGGUCGCGGGGAGGAAUCGAAAACCAGCAGCCGAGUCUAAACCGAUCUCGUGAAGCUGAGUUUGAUCCUAGUGGGCGCAAGUUGCAGCAUUCCACGAGUCGCGAUUCGGGCCGGACAGGACCUCGAUGCACUUGGGGGCAAAUCUAGAGGCCGAGGAGGAGAAUCGUGUCCGAUUCCGCGAGGAGGGUAGCACGGGCCGAGAAGCCAGCUUGGAAGGCUGCGCCAUCGCUUGUGUGCCGCUCCAUGUCUGGGGCACCGCGAGGCCGCGCGCCGAGGUUCCAGGUCCGAGCUCAGGAGAUUCAG